This is a messenger RNA of Somion occarium, 679 nucleotides long. The record is from the annotation of a GenBank genome assembly. NCBI's taxonomy places the organism in Eukaryota, Fungi, Basidiomycota, Agaricomycetes, Polyporales, Cerrenaceae.
UUACGCGACGCUCAUACCCAAACCGCUUUCAGUAUUCUGGUUGCUUCAAGUCCCGUCACCACCAUGCAAGCUGCGACUCUCGCUGCUCGCCGUGUCGCACAGCGACGGCCGGCAGCCCUUACAUCAUUGGCAAAAUGCUCAGUCAGAACUUACGCUACGCCAGUCCCAUACUUGAAGGAGGAGGAGGACCCUCAGCUGGCAGAUUAUCCUAGAGUGCCUGCGAUUUCGAAGCAGACUCGCCCUGCUAAGGGAUGGGAUGACCCCCAGAUGCGGCGUAACUUUGGAGAGCCCUUGCAUGAGAACGAGGAGGCCUUUUCCAUGUGGGGUCCCGACAUUCCUCUCGUUCCUCCAAACGUCGCCCUCAAGCAAUCCUCGAUUGCUGUCCUCGGCUUCGUGAUUUUUGGUCUUGUUGUCAAGUUCGCUUUGAUACCGGACAGACCAGCGGUGCCACGGGAGUAUCCAUUCUCAGGUCUGGUAAACGAGCUCGGGGGAUUGGAGGAGAACAAGGCCCGCCCCGAGCAUGAAUCAGAACCAGAGGAGUGAAUAGAUGUAUCUCGUAGCGCUAGCCCCCAAUCUAUCUGAUUCUGUCUUCACGAACGGACGUUAAUGCGGAGCUACCGUAUGUCGCAAUUUGCAUACCUGCCAUUUAACGUCCGAUUCGGAACCGUUCUGUCUCAAU